AUGGUCUGUAAAAAGUGCGAAAAGAAGCUAACGACAUUGGCGGCACCUGACAAGUGGAAGGAAGGAUCCAAGAAUGCCGUAGCUGGAUCCUCAGGCAGAAAGUUGAAUCAAAACAAGCUUUUAUCCAGAUCAGCGAAAAUAAAAUUUGAUCCACUGGAUGUACGCAAAUGCAGAUUAUGUAAAACCAAAGUCCAUCAGGACAAAGCACAUUAUUGCCAAGAUUGUGCAUACAAAAAGGGGAUUUGCGCCAUGUGCGGAAAGCAGGUUCUUGAUACAAGUGCUUACAAGCAAAGCUCUAAAUAG
Mucor velutinosus is the source of this 303-nucleotide messenger RNA. RefSeq lists its product as uncharacterized. The record is from RefSeq and is a predicted model, not a curated record. Gene Ontology annotation, biological process: cytoplasmic microtubule organization. Gene Ontology annotation, molecular function: microtubule binding. NCBI's taxonomy places the organism in Eukaryota, Fungi, Mucoromycota, Mucoromycetes, Mucorales, Mucoraceae. Bases 1 to 303 code for a protein of 100 amino acids. The transcript has 4 exons.